Heterobasidion irregulare TC 32-1 is the source of this 1458-nucleotide messenger RNA. RefSeq lists its product as uncharacterized. The record is from RefSeq and is a predicted model, not a curated record. Gene Ontology annotation, cellular component: cytoplasm. The transcript is spliced from 7 exons. The coding region runs from base 1 to 1458 and encodes 485 amino acids. NCBI's taxonomy places the organism in Eukaryota, Fungi, Basidiomycota, Agaricomycetes, Russulales, Bondarzewiaceae.
AUGUCCACCAUACAGCCCUUCUUUCUUCAUCUCCUGGCCUCGUCUCGAACCUUUCACACCGGCACCCGCAUCAUCUCACGGUCGCUCAUCGGAGCGGUCGCGCCCUCCAUUACAUACGUCCCUCUAGCGAGCCGCCCCACGCUGCGCACCGCGGCACUCCCCCAUGUGUUUACCCUCCAGCUGCGCUGGGUGCACCGAACUGCCGCGGACCCUUACCUUCCCUCUCCGAAAUCAGCUCCCCCGGCCGGGACAGCCACCGCCACCCAACACCCUCGUUUUCCGGCGCCCCACGCAGCGGACCACGGCAUGCAUGACAAACGGAUAACCCCGGCGGGCUCGCGAGUCUCAACGCGCGCCCACCGUCGUAUUCCGAAACGUAGCAUUGCAGACGAGACGUUGGAAGAAGUGCAGCCGGGAGUGAUCGGGCGGGACGGGGCGAUGAGGAAAAAGAACGAGGGCCGCAGAGGCGGCAAGCGAUGCGGUGCGGUGCGGUGCGGUGCGGUGCGGUCCAGGCGGGUGGGGCUGGGUGGGGAGCGGCAGAGCGGCAUCCUCGGCAGGGCGUCCCGAGCGGCGCCCGCAGCCAUGCACGCUCAUGACGCCAUGAUAUCCUGGAGCUCGACGCCAAAGGUGCGGCUGCAAGUUCUGGGGCACCCUGAUGCAUACCGGGACAACGAGGAGCUGACUGGCGAGUGGUUCGUCAGGACCGACAAGCGCGACGAUAUCUGCGUCGCCAUUAAGUUCGGUCUCGCCGACCUCGCCCGCGUGCCCAACGGCUCUGCAGAACACGUCACGGUCGCUUUCGAGAACUCGCUGAAGAGCCUCCAGACCGACUACGUCGACCUUUACUACCUGAUGUCAUCUCUGCAUCGGUACUUUGUCGCGCGCACGCCGUCUAUGCGCGUUAUUGCCGCUCCCCGGGUCGAAUAUUCGCUGCUAGCCUUCAACAUCAAGCUCGAGAAGCUCGGCCUCUUUCAAACCGCACAGGAACUUGGCAUCGCGAUCGUCGCCUGCUCCCCUCUCGGCCGCAGUCUCCUCACCGGCUCGUUCGUGCGUGAUCCCUCCGCUUUACUUGCUCACCGCGAACGGCCUCUCGUCGACGGUUCGCUGUUCUUUUCUCGAGCCCUUGUACAGCGCACGGCAGAGUCGGUUUCCGACGGCCGCUGCGCCGUGCACAUUCCCCUUCUCACCGCGGACAACUUUCCCGAGCUCGUCAAGCUCGUGGACGGGUUCGCCACCACAGGCGCUAAGCACUGCGUCACCUCCGUCGUGGUUGCGUGGUUAUUUCCCAAGGUCCUCGCCGUCCACAGCACCAACAAGCACCUCGAGGACAACGUGGGCGCGGGGUCGCGCACUUGUGCCAGCUCACGGAAGAUCCACAAGAUCAUUGCCGCACCAGGCGUGCGGUACCCCGGGGAAUUCAACGACCUGUCCAGGCUGCCUCGAUACCCCUCUCGUUGA